Molecule: messenger RNA, 2384 nt
Organism: Musa acuminata AAA Group (dessert banana)
Lineage: Eukaryota; Viridiplantae; Streptophyta; Magnoliopsida; Zingiberales; Musaceae
Exons: 2
Coding region: 249-1571 (440 amino acids)
Source: RefSeq, a predicted model, not a curated record
AUUGUUGCAGAUGCAAGCUUUAUCAUUGAUCGUGUCCGGUUGGCCUCACAUUGUGGUUUCGAUGGCAGAGGUGUCGUCUUCUUGCCAGAUUUAAUGUUCCUCAGGUGAUCAAUCAGUUCCUUUCUCCCCUAUAAAUUGUCUCCUUGGUUUUUGCUUUGCAUUGGUUUCAAGGAUGGGUAGCUUCUGUUUCGUAGAAGGUCAACUCUUCAAUCGAUAUUUGACCCUGGGCAUGUCGUUCUGACUAAAAAAUGCGAUCUUUGACCGGUCAGGGCAUUGCUUUGAGCCUAAUCUCAGGUUGCUUGUUCUUGGCUCUCGUUGCAGAGCUGUCCUAUUUAUUUUGGUGGAAGACGAGAACUAACAGGGCCAGAGAGCUGCUUCAUCUUUUCUGCUGGAGGAAGCCAUCGUUUCCCGGUUCCACACAAGUCAACCCCCGAGAGAUCUCCGCCACAGUGGAUGUAGCUGCUUCCUCCGAGGAGGGACAACUGCAGCUGCAGCACCAUUCGAGCUCUAGCAGGGCCAGAGAGCUGCUUCAUCUUUUCUGCUGGAGGAAGCCAUCUUUUCCCGGUUCCACAGAAGUCAACCCCCAAGAGAUCUCCGCCACAGUGGAUGUAGCUGCUUGCUCCGAGGAGGGACAACUGCAGCUGCAGCUCCACUCGAGCUCUAGCAGGGCGAGAGAGCUGCUUCAUCUCUUCUGCUGGAGGAAGCCAUCUUUUCCCGGUUCCACAGAAGUCAACCCCCAAGAGAUCUCCGCCACAGUGGAUGUAGCUGCUUCCUCCGAGGAGGGACAACUGCAGCUGCAGCACCACUCGAGCUCUUGCAGGGCCAGAGAGCUGCUUCAUCUCUUCUGCUGGAGGAAGCCAUCUUUUCCCGGUUCCACAGAAGUCAACCCCCAAGAGAUCUCCGCCACAGUGGAUGUAGCUGCUUGCUCCGAGGAGGGACAACUGCAGCUGCAGCUCCACUCGAGCUCUAGCAGGGCUAGAGAGCUGCUUCAUCUCUUCUGCUGGAGGAAGCCAUCUUUUCCCGGUUCCACAGAAGUCAACCCCCAAGAGAUCUCCGCCACAGUGGAUGUAGCUGCUUGCUCCGAGGAGGGACAACUGCAGCUGCAGCUCCACUCGAGCUCUAGCAGGGCCAGAGAGCUGCUUCAUCUCUUCUGCUGGAGGAAGCCAUCUGUUCCAAGUUCCACUGAAGUCAACCCCCAAGAGAUCUCCGCCACAGUGGACGUAGCUGCUUGCUCCGAGGAGGGACAACUGCGGCUCCAGUCGAGCUCUAGCAAUGGAGAUGAUGACACUGUGGAGGCUGAGCUCAGGAGGCUCCAUAGCCUUGCAGGCCCUCCGAGGUUUCUCUUCACCAUUAACGAGGAGAGCAAGGAGGAUUUGGAGUCAGAGGAUGUAAGGUCCGGAUGCAAAAAGAGCUGGAGUGAUUCGUUCGAUCGUUCAGACACCCCAUACUUGACCCCUCUCUCUUCCCCUCCUUUCUUGACUCCACCUCUCACUCCUUUAGCUCGCUUCAAACACAGUGCUUUCAACCCCCUCUUUGAAUCCUCAAAAGAAGAAGACUUCUUCAGGAUCUGAUCCUGGUGCUGCAGGCAAUAACCACACUGGAGCAAGUUCCAAGAUUUAUGAGUUUGCUCGAGGAUCUGCUGCUUCAUUCUGAGCAAGAACUUUCUCUGCCCGGUUUUUGUUCUGAGUCUGGACAACAAGGAGAUUCUCGGAACAGCUUUUCUGAUCAUGUCUCAACAGGCAUAACUCAUACAUUUGAGCCAUGAACGCACCACAAAAAUGCAAAGCUCGUCUUAGAACAUCCCCAAAGCUAUGAUGCUUCAACUCCCAGUCAAACAGCAAGAACAGGCUCUCUGGGCCAUUCUGGUUUCCCUAAAGCAGAGAGGUCACAUCAGAGACAAAAUCCAAUGGAAUCCCAUGCCAACUUUAAUCCUCUACCUUUUGCUUUAACCAAAACACUUGUGGUUGGUCCAGAAAAAGAAGACUUGGAUUAGCCUUAUAUAUAUAUAUAUAUACACUAAAGGACCUCUUAAUUUGAUGAGUCUGAACUAUCAAUACAAAAUGGUGAGGUCCAAGUUAAUGUUUACAAUGUUUACUACUGAAGGCCUUGAUGUUCAUAUUGUAUAUAUCUAAUUUGAACGGGUAAAAGAUAGAAGAUAUGGAACUCAUCAUCCCAAAUGGAAUAAAGUUUGACCUAAUCAUGCAACAACAUGUAAUGUAAUGGAGGAUGGCAUGGUCUCUACCUUUGACUAGUUAAGCCAAGUUUUAUACUUGAUGCCCACUUGUUUAGCUUUUGGGUGAGGCAAAUGGCGUGAGGAAUGUGAGCUUCUUUUCAUGUGUAUCCAUCAACCUAAGAAAUCAUUCUAUCUCUUCUUUUUCUUCUAA